CUUCUUCCUCAGGACAGACAGAGAAUAUUGGAGGUCAUGACAGGAGCCGAUGUUGGUAAUGAAGCAUUGCUGCAGUACAACGAUAUUAUUACUAAUCUUAAUGAGGAAGGAGAUCAAAGUAGAAAGUAUAUUAAAGGAAUGGUGAACUACAAAGGAGAGAAAUUGCUGAAUAUGAUUAAUAAUCAACAAUUUGGUGGAUGGAAAUCAGCUUGUCGACUACUCGUAAUUGAUGUUGCUGAUGCUUUUGCAUUUUUUGGAAUUUCAACAAACUUAAUUAGUUAUCUCACUAAUCACUUUGGUCAAUCUACAGCCACGGCUGCUCUAAAUGUUAAUGUUUGGGUUGGUGUUGUGUUUAUGCUUCCGUUAAUAAUAUCUUUUUUUGCUGAUUCUUAUAUUGGUCGAUUUCGUUUCGUCUUAGCCUCUUCAUUCUUCGAAAUAUUGGGACUUGGCUGUUUAAGUAUAUGUGCUCUAAAUGGCUCGAUAAACUCGAGUAGUUGUGUUAGUAAUAAGAUGGAGGGAGAUAAAUCUUGCCCUUAUCCUUCUUCUGUGCAAGAAAGCUUCUUCUUCCUGUCUUUGUAUUUAGUCGCAAUUGGGAGCGCUGGAAACCAAUCAUGUGCACCAGCAUUUGGUGCUGAUCAAUUUGAUGGACAAAACCUGUCUGAAUGCGAAUCUAAGAGUUCAUUCUUCACUUGGGUGCAAAUUGGAAGCUCCGCUGGAAGUGUCCUCUCGAACACAAUAUUAAACUAUAUUCAAGAUAACUUGGGCUGGGGGCUUGGAUUUGGCAUUUCGUGCAUUUCAUCGACAGUGGCACUAAUUGUUUUCUUGUUCGGAAUCAAAACAUAUCGUUAUAGUGUUAUAGAUGAAGAAAAUGAAAACCCAUUAUUAGGAAUAAUCGAGGUGUUAGUUGCAUCUGUGAAGAAUUGGAGCAUCCAUUCUCCAUCGAGCACUUCCCAAGAGGAAGCGUCAGAAGGUUUUUUCACCAUGCCAAAUGAUGCAGAAAGCUCCAGUAACCAUGUCACUAAUAAUAAGGUUGAAGAAAAAAAAUCUUUAUUCCGGUUGAUGCCAGUGUGGAUCAUAUGUUUGAUAUACCCAGUGGUGUUGUCUCAAACCAUGACCUUAUUCACUAUGCAAAGUAGCAAGAUGGACAGAACAUUAGGUCCUGAGUUUCAAAUACCUGCCGCUUCAAUGAACAUCUUUGGUGGCUUAUCUGUUAUUCUGUUUUCUUGCAUGUAUGACCGAAUUUUUGUUCCUCUUGCUCGAUCUGUAACUGGAAAACCCAACGGCAUUACGACACUUCAGAGAAUUGGUACUGGAAUCUUUAUUUCCGCAGUAUCUAUGGCUUGUGCAGCUGUAGUGGAGCGUAAAAGGCUUCAAACGGCAAUUGAUUUUGAGUUAGUCGAUAUGCCAAAUGAAACAGUCCCAAUGAGUGUAUGGUGGUUGAUUCCGCAAUACUUACUAAUUGGUCUUGCUACUACGUUCACCAGUGUUGGUUUACAAGAGCUUUUCUAUGAUCAAGUUCCAAAUGGGUUAAAGAGUGUGGGCCUUUCUCUUAACUUGAGCUUGUUUGGCAUAGGAUUCUUCAUCAGUGGCUUCCUUAUAUCCGUUAUCCAAAAGGUGACUAGUGGACAUGGUCAAUAUGGUUGGUUCUCUAACAACCUGAAUUGCGCACAUCUCGAUUAUUUCUACUGGCUUCUUGCAGGACUUAGUACAUUAGAGAUGAUUGCCUUUUUGUGUUAUUCAAUCACAUAGUUGCACAAACAAAAGCACCACGCGAUUGGAACCCAUUUUAUUCAAGUUUUUCUAUUUAAUAUACUAGGUUAAUUUUGCCAAAUUCUCGGUGUUUGUCAUUUUACUUGUACUUUGCAAAGUAUCAGGAAAAUAAU
Messenger RNA from Papaver somniferum (opium poppy), 1883 nucleotides. Its product is annotated as protein NRT1/ PTR FAMILY 5.10-like. Gene Ontology annotation, molecular function: transmembrane transporter activity. Gene Ontology annotation, cellular component: membrane. The record is from RefSeq and is a predicted model, not a curated record. The transcript is spliced from 2 exons. NCBI's taxonomy places the organism in Eukaryota, Viridiplantae, Streptophyta, Magnoliopsida, Ranunculales, Papaveraceae. Bases 37 to 1749 code for a protein of 570 amino acids. Gene Ontology annotation, biological process: transmembrane transport.